CUCAUUGCCAGCUGUUGCCCUCCAAGAGAACCGAUCACCAUCGGUUUUCUUUGCGAUGAAUUGAAGAAUGGGCGGCAGCAACGCCGAUGCGAACGCGAUUCUUACGUCGAAUUGAAUGAGUGCGCGUCGGCAGGACCGUUGCGAUCUUCGACGGAUCCAACGAUCCGCAACCAACCACAGGUCGGGUCCACAGCAUUCUCAUCACUUGCAUGCACGUUGAGACUUUGCAACUGCAGAGAAGACGAGCCAAAGAAGACACAAAUUCCUACAAGUGCCAACCUUGAAGGAAAAGGCUGCGAGUGCAAAAGCCAAGAGCAAAUUGCAGAAAGGGUGGCUUUUUGUCUUGUUUCCACAAUAAUAGUUUCUUGAAAGAAAACGCAGCGAGAAAGAUUGAGAAUUAAUUCCCAUUCAUUUGUGUGUGAGAAAGUACCAGUAGUAGUGUCAAAAAGAUCAACCAUGGUGGACUCUACUGUUGCCGAGUCUUCGCCGACUAUGGAGACAGUAAAGACCGAGAAGAAGGUGGAUGAAGGUCCCACUGUGACCAAGGAGGACAUUGAAGCAGCAGCUGCUGGUGCCACGGAUUCAAGUGUGAUUUUGAAGGAUUUGCUAAUUCUUCCGCCUCUGAACAAAUCAGCUGCUUCUGCCAAACCAAGUGAGCAAGAACUGAUGGCUUCUGUCCCAUUGCCUCCUAUUCGCAGUGAGGAACCCGUGUCGUCGCUUCGAACGGCUUUGAGUGAAGUUUGCGGCUAUGCGCAUUUGACCAACUAUCGUUUGCAGCUGGUUCCGCAAGCUUUGGGCUUGGAACGGAAAACACUGGUGGCGAAACAAGCAAAGGCCAACAGCAACAAAAACAAAAAUGACGAAACUUUGGAAGCUUCAGUAUACACUGGAAUGAACGCAGUCGUCUCGGUUGCCGCUGUCAAUUCUCGCAACGACCACACUAGUUUCAUUUUGCCCAGUACCGGUACCGACGAUAAGCCGAAGGACAAGAAAAAGGACGACACUGUGGUACUCGAUGAUUUUGGAGACUUGACACUGCUUUUGGAAGAUGGAUUGAAAGACGGAUCGGCAUUUCGCAUUGUCCUCGAAAAAUAUGACGCAGCGUCCGUCAGAGAUCAUGUCGCCAGGUUGCGGUCGUUAUUGGAUGGCAAUGCUCCCACCGUCACCUCUUUUGUCGACGAUGCUCCCAGCAACAACACUGAAAAAGAGGAUUCCUCUGCGGAAGCAAACAAAGAAAACCCAACGGCAACACCAACUGCAGAGGCGGAAGAUCCUGCUGCUGUCGCGACGGAUUCCAGCCCUGAAGCCAAAAAAGAUGUCGAAGUGGACAAAGCCAAGGAACUCAAAAAAAAAGAACAAGAGGCAGCUCUGAAAGCUGCCGCUAAACUGCCUGUGUAUGAUCUUAACAAACCAGUCAGUGUGGAUGGCAAAAACUUGAAAGACUUCUUUUACUUGGCAUGUGGAGAAGACCCCAGUCUAUACCAUGGAGACCUCCCACCCCCCAAAUCGCCCAAACCUGAGAAUGGUGGUGUAACAGCAUCGCCCAACAGCAAAUCAAGGAAAAAGGGAAAGAACCGAAAUAAGUCGCCUCAGCCAAAGAAUGGACAGACUUCGUCCGAAGACGAUGAAGACAUCCCUGUGGAAGAAGUCAUGCGUACCACCAUUCCUCGCAUGAAUGCUUUGGAAGAAACUACACGGGUCCCUUGCAACAUCCGCUUCAGCGGCUUUCACCCACCGCCAUCACACCGAAAAUUGAUGGGAGACUUGGCGUACCUCGAAAUCAUCGUGGACCAAGAACCCACCAUUUACAUCACUGCUUGUACGACAGGAUUCUAUGUCAAUAAGAGUACCAGGGCUUCCUUCGAUCCUGCACCAGUCCUUGAAAAUCCAUGCUUCAGCCAUGAGCUCUUGGAUUGCAUCUUGAAAAAAUCAACAAAAUUCGCAGGUUUAUGGACAAAGGCAGUUGCAGCGUCCAAGGAACGCGCGGAAUACAUGAAUGCUACCAACAAGGACGGUCCUUUCUCUUCCCUGUUUCGAGUUGCGGUCCGAGGGGAUUUUGAUGGCUACAAGAAUCCUGCUACAGCCAGCGCCGCCACUGGCAUUGAUGCCCUCUUGCAGACUCCAUCGUGGUUGAUUCCGACGCCAAAACCUCGAUCGUCAAAAGCAGCCGGCAGUGACUGGAAGCAUUAUUCACACCACACCCACAACCUCAAUCGCACAGAAGACGACCUUUGCAGUACCUUCGGAGUGGAUAUUCGUGGUGGGGCUGUCCGAGAUUGGAACGAGGAACUGCAGAGUGCCCGUGAGAUGCCAACUUCCACAUUGCAAGAACGCAUUGAACGUGCAAGAAUCAUCCACAAAGUGCUGACCGACUUUGGAGAGGCGUCUGUUUUGGGUGUGAAAGCUAUCGUGGAGGGACAAAUUUCGGCCAUGAAUCCAAAUGAGGGCGCACGUUCGCAGGUGUUUUUGCACAACAACAUUUUCUUUUCCCGUGCAGUUGAUGCCGGUGUGGAAACUUUCAAAAUUGCAAAGGGUGACAAUGCGGCGCGAAAGUCAGCAUCUCGGGAUAUCCAGUGCAUCGGCACUCUGCACCGCAUGGAUACAACUGAACUGCAUACUUUGGCCACCGUCCUCAUCGACUACUUGGGUACCCGAUUUGUCUGUCAGAGCAUUUUGCCAGGAAUCUUGAGUGGCGACAAGACGCACACACUUCUUUACGGUGCGGUAGAGGCUGGAUGCGAGCUCAAAUACGACGAGGAAAUGCACAAAGCCCUCGAGAAUACAGUGGGGAAAACACUGCAGGUUGCAUCUCGCAUGGUUCCAAGGCAGCCACUGGUUCCGGAACGAUUGGAAGAGAUUAAGAAAAUUAAGAGCACCCUCCCGGCAUACAUGAGCAUGCCAUCACAGCAAGAAAAGGCCUCUGAGAGCGAAACUGAGGUCGCUGGCCCCACUAUCCUCUCAUGUGCUCCGUUGGAAGCCAAGGGAAUCCGCGGCAGCGACCAGCGCAAGUAUUUGUUGGAUAUUUCCCGAUUGUCGCCUCGCGAUGCCAACUGGGUCCCGAAGGAGAAGGGAGGAACUGGCAUGUGGGAAGAAUUGCUGGAGAAAAGUGGGGGUAAAGCUGCGAGCUCCAUACCUGUCAGUGUGGAUGACGACGAGUGGACGCUGGCAGUGCUUAGACCCGAACUUGUUUCUCGAUUUGUCAAGAUUCGACGAGAACAGUGGCUUAAGAGCAUUACAGAAAAAGAGAAGAGCGAAGCAGAGGAGAAAGAUGGAGCCAGCAAGGAAACAGAGGAGGAAGAAAUAGCCGAUCCUGCCAAGCCCGAUGAGAAGAAACCUUCGGAAGGUGAUAAUGGCGAGACAGAUGCAAAGGACACAAAAGCGGACGAAAAGGCUAAGGAAGAAAAGCCGAAAGAGAAAAGGGUUGAACCACGGAAACUUACCGAUGAAGAAGUUGAACAUCUGAAGACCUUCCGCAUGAAUAUCAACGUUUUCUUGCCUGAUGUGCAAUCUAUGGAUGCCGUCGAUGAGAAGCUUGCAGAAGAGUCGAAAGCCGAUGAACAGAUCGCUCGGGAAGCUGCCCUUUUGCUGUGGGAGCAAGUAUUGCCUCGUCUUACAGCGGACAUUCGUGAUGCCGGUGGUCCUCACCAGCAGAUUCCACCCGACGGCAGGAGCUUGACGGAAAUGCUCCAUCAACAUGGAAUCAACUGUCGAUACAUUGGUCGACUGGCAAUGCUCGCGCAACAGGAAGAAGAAGUGGACAAAAAAUUGGAGGUUGAGAUUAAGAAUGGUAAUGUCCUCAGGCUGGGUCGUCGCAAGAUGCCUUUGUAUUGGCUGGAGCUCCUUGAAUGCGAGAUGGUCGCCCGCGCGGCCAAGCACGUGCUGGAGUGUUAUCUCACAGAAAACGGCGGAUCCGCAGCGGCACAACCUUCGCAGACGAUUGCGUCCUUCCUAAGUGCUCUAGUGUCGGAGUCAGAGGAAACUGCUGCACAGACCGAAACGAGAAUGGGGAAGAAGAAGGGCGGCCCUGACGAAGAUGACUUCAACGCCCUUACUCUUUGUGACACUGGAGGAAAUGGAGACGCUGUGCCAGGGUCGAUCCGAACAAGGUCGGAAGUGUGGACAGACAUUGAGCGCGAAGUUGGUCGUCGCUUCCGUUACACUCUGACGCUGUACAACCCGGCGGGAAAGGACUCACGUGCCGCCUACAUACCACUGCUUCGACGAGUUUGUCAGAGAACUGGUGUGAGAUUGGUAGCCAAAAACUACGACGUGGGGGGAAAAUGUCUCUGCAGUGGUGGCAAUUCUUCUGGCGGCCGUUUGACUGCCUCUUACCCAAUCGAGCCAACUGAUGUUGUUGACAUUGUUCCGCUGAUGAAACACGCUGCCGCUCACGUGGAAGGCUUUGUCCCAUGCGCAUUGGGAAGCUCAAUCGGACUCCCGUCGCUUCACAUCUCGCUGGCGGACGCGAGGACAACCUUGGAAGCUGCCCACCUGCAUUGCAAUGCACGAUCAUUGUCACCUGCGUUGGAUCUGGCACAGGAAGCAGCAUCUUUGUAUCAAAGAGUCACUGACACACCAGCUCACCCUGGAGUCGUAAGGUGUAUGGAUCUAAUGGCAACAAUCCUCUUUGAAGCCGGCGAGCCAGCUCUUGCCGCCAACAGUGCAUUGAAAGGGCUUGGGCUCCUUGUACAAGUCGCUGGUUUCGACUCAUUCGACACAAUCAGUGCCCAUCUGCUGUUGUUCCAGAUGCUCUUGGCCUCUCAGCAAGUUGAUCUUGGUGUCAAACAUCUCCGCGCCGCACUCUAUCUCAUGGAGGUCCUUGGCGGGCCACAUUAUGUCGAGCAUUCCAACGUGUACCACAAGUUGGGAUCGCUCUACCAAGGAGCAGGCAACGUGUUGACUGCUCUUCGCUUCUACCAAGAAGCUGGUGCUCGUGUUGUCAGUGAUCGUUUGCACGAAGGAAUGAUUAUGAGAAGCACCUCCAUGAUCUUGGCUGCGAUCGGACAAUUGAAAUUGGCAGUUCAGACUGAGAAGAAGGCAUUCCAGACUUUUUCGCUCAUGUUCGGCGAAGACCACAACCUGACAAAGGCAAGCGACGCGACAUUAAAGAAUUUCAUGAAGGCAGCGGUCGAACAAGGCAACCGGAUGGUGGAAGAUGAGAAGAAACGUAAAGAGGAACAGGCUGCGGCGGCAAUGGCGAGCCAGAUCGAGGCGGAUGAAGAAGCUGAAGAAAAGAAGAAGAAGAGGAACAGCAAGAAGAAGAAGGGCAAGAAAUAAAAGUCGCGACGGAUUUUGUUGAUAGGUCUCAUAUGCCCUGCACUUUCUGCGAAAGCCGAGAGACUUGCAUAUAGCAUAACAUUAAUAUAUUAUUCAACUGGCUC
Messenger RNA from Seminavis robusta, 5381 nucleotides. Lineage: Eukaryota; Bacillariophyta; Bacillariophyceae; Naviculales; Naviculaceae. The record is from the annotation of a GenBank genome assembly.